CAAUCUCACCUGUACCAGAUGACCUUAGCCUCUACUUAAGAAAUAUUGAGACCACCUGGCACACUUUCCCUCCUGCAUUUCUGUCUCCUACUUAGUACGUGCCUCGCAGAAUUCCACUCAGCCGGAGAUUUUGUUUCUCUUGCAAGUAAAUUUUUCUAUUCUUUUCAUUCCCAUUUCUUUGAGUCCCUCCCAGCUUUAACCUCUCAUUCUUAAGUGUUUUCAACUCUCCUAUUCCAAUGACUAUUUCCUUUUCACCUGUGUUCAAGUUUCUUUCACAUUACAUGUUUUCACCUCUCUCGGCUCCCUUUCUUUCUGUGAAGACUUUUUUUUCCUUCAUAUGCCAGCUGAACUCCUAGAUAAGGAGUCCUCAUCCUUGCUGCUUCCACAAGGUCAUCACAGAGCACCCAGCUGAGCUCCUUGUGUUAUACACCUAUACUCACUUGUAGUGGUGUGGAUGCACCUCGAGUCUGUCAUACAAAUGAAGAUUUUCCAGAAAAGGAGAAGUCCACAGCAAAGGCCCUGGAAGAUGUAAAGGCGAACUUUUACUGUGAGUUAUGUGACAAGCAGUACCACAAACACCAGGAGUUUGACAAUCAUAUUAAUUCCUAUGACCAUGCUCAUAAGCAGAGACUGAAAGAAUUAAAGCAACGUGAAUUUGCUCGAAAUGUAGCUUCCAAGUCAUGGAAAGAUGAAAAGAAACAAGAAAAAGCACUUAAGCGACUUCAUCAGCUGGCUGAGUUAAGGCAACAGUCUGAAUGUGUUUCUGAAAAUGGACCAGCAUACAAAGCCUCCAAAGUACCUAUAGAAAAACAAUUUCAGCAAGGAAUUUUCCCAGUUAAGAAUGGCAGAAAGGUAUCAUGCAUGAAGAAUGCUCUUCUCCUUAAAGGAAAGAAUCUCUCCAGAAGCAUUGCCGAUAAGCAGCGGUCCACCACAGCAAAUCGACACCAGUUGCAAACAGACCGACGUCGUUUGUUUGGAAAUAGGGUACCACAAACAUCCUCAGAUCUCAGCAAUGCAAAUCAAAGGACUGGAGUGUCAUUUUCUUUUUCCAAAAAAGUGCAUCUAAAAUUAGAAUCUUCAGCAUCAGUUUUCAGUGAGAACACAGAAGAAACCCACGAUUGUAACAAGUCACCCAUCUAUAAGACAAAAUCAACUGCAGAGAAAUGCAUGUGUUGCAGGUUUGCAAAUGAAGAUACACAUCUCACUAAGGAAAAAGAUAUAAACAUCUCAUCAAACCAUCUGGAAAGUAUUUUACACAAUACCCUCCCCAUAAACUCUCAAAUUUUGCAAGACAAGAAUGACUUUGUUGAUGAAAUGCUGGAAAAUUCGAUUGGCAUUCAUGCUUCAUUCAGUAAAUCUAACAUUCAUCUUUCAGAUGUGGAUUUUACUCCUUCAAGCAGAGCAAAGGAAACUAGAAAUACAUUGAUGAACACUUCAGAAAACCACAUUAGUCACUCAUGCCAAGCCAAUGUUUCCUCUAGCCCAACAAACAUUUACAAGCAUAGUGAUGCCAGGAUGUUUGGAUGUCUGGAUGAGUUUCCAUCAAUAGAGCCAAGCGAACAAAGCAGUUCAGUUCAUCUGAAUCCCAACUCCAGAAAAGAGAAGAGAGAAAAAUCAUUAGAUAAAACAGAAAGAGUUAGCAGAAAUGCACAAAGUUUUAUAAGAGAAGCAUAUCCCCAUGAUGUGAAGUCCAAAGCAUUGCCUUUUCUCCACGUAAAAAGCAAGGAUGGCCAUACCACUCUCCAAUGGCCAACAGAACUUCUUCUCUUUACAAAAACAGAGCCCUGUAUCUCUUAUGGCUGCAACCCAUUAUAUUUUGAUUUUAAGCUUUCUCGAAACACAAAGGAUGGCCGUGAUCCAGAAGAUUUAAAAACAGAAUUGCAGAAAGAGGCCUCAGAAAUGAAGACUACAAUGGAGAAUCAAGUCUCAGGUUUAAUUAAAGACCAACAAAAAUUGAUCCAAGAAGAUAAUCGGUCUCUGAAACCAAAGAUGAAGAUAGCUAAUCCAGAUUGGGAAAAUUUCCAGAGGAAAUAUAAUUUGGGCGGCAACAAUUCUGAGCCCAGUAUGAGUGAAUGCAAUUUUAGUGCAAGCAAUUUGGAAAUGAAAAAUCCUGAAGUGCCUGCUUACCUUGAUAUCUCUCUAAAGAAUUGUGUAGGAAACAAUAAAAAUGGUGGUAAUGAACUUCAAGAACCUUCAAGGGCCCAUUGGCAAAGCUGUCAAAGGGUAAUUUUAAAUGAUGCAAAUAAGGGCCUAUCUUUUUCUCCUUGCACCUCUAGGACGAAAAAACAUAAACUGAUUUCUUGUGAUCCUCAUCUGGAUGUUGAAGAAGUGAAUCAGUUCACCUGGAAGUCUAGUCCUUGCACAAUAAGGGAUCACAGUGACCAUGGGAAGGACUUCAGUGUAAUUUUGAAUAGUAACUACAUCAGUAUGACCAGCGGGGUUACUGGAUGUGGAAGAGCAAGUUAUAAGAUAAGUUCUCCGAAGGUGUCUCUGAAUAGAUGUUCUAGCCCUUCAGACACAUCCCAUGUCAGUACCUCCAGCUUGAGAAGUUCUCAUUCCAAUCAUGGGUCCAGUGGACAUGAUAGAGGUAAUUUGCUCUACUUUUGCAAACGAGAGCGUAACUCAGUUGAAAGGCACAAACGGAAACGCCGAAAGCACAGCUGUCUCUGCUUGUCUGAGGAGCUAGCAAAGAGUGACUGCCCACAGUCUGAAACUGAGAGAGGCAGGAGCUGCAAAUUGUGGGAAUCAAUUAAAAACGAAAAAUAUUCAAAACAUGCUUAUGGUUAUUGCAGAGAAAAACAUAAACUGGGCAAAAAUCAACAAUUUUCAGGGCAAAAAUCCAAAAGAAUCACUCAGUGUGAUUUUAGCUCACAGGUUUAUUGUGCUGGAAACAGUGAAAAUCCACCUAAUUGCCAGGGACCUCAGCACAGCAGAUUGGGCUCUCACUCAAGAGAGAAAAUGUAUUACUUAAAUAAAAGUAAAAUGAAUCAACAGUCUUUGGACAGCCCUCAUAUUUGUGAUCUGGGAAAAGUAAAACCCAUGCAAUGUAACUCUGGGAAUAUCAGCUACCAUCUAAGGAACUGUUCAAGAAGCCCUUCAGAUACCACAGAGUUGAACCCUAUAGAAGGAGAGAGGACCUCCCUGACAGCCAAAAGCCUUUUAGAAAGAGUACAAGCCAAGAAAUGUCAGGAACAAUCAAUUCAGUUUGAGAUCUCAUCAAACAGCUGUAAAAAUGAAUCAGAGACUCGUUCACAAAUCCAAUGUGUAAUUCCAUUUAUGCCACCAGGCUGUAACAGACCUUCAUUGCCUUUGCCUGAAAAAACACCAAACAAAAGCAGAAGGAGAAAGGAUAAAGGCAGUGCGAUGCAAAGAACUAUUGAUAAAAACAAAGUCAAAAGUUCCCCGACAAAUGAUUUUACUGUUUUAGUGGGCACUGAUUGUGAUAAUCAUUUUUCUAAAGGUAUAAUUCAUGUAGUAGCAGAAUCUCAUUCACCAAACAUGAAAAAGAACCCAACAACAAAAGAACAUCCAAAAUCAUUAAUUAGUGAAGUCCAACCUUCUAUUCAAAGCUGUGACCCAGUACCAAAUGGUUUCCCUGGUGCUUUUCCAUCUAACAGAUAUAGUGGUAUUACUGAUUCAAUGGAGACCAAAGAGAACAAUAUGAAUCUAGACUUACAGGAUGGAAGCAUGCAAAUGAAUCAGAUAGAGGGGAAUAUAAACUCUUACUAUGACAGAACUGUGCAGAAGCAUGACAAAGUAGCAGAUGACUUAGAAGUGUGUCAUAAAUCUCUCUCUCCUCCAUUAAUUCAACAGCCUAUAACAUAUUCUCCUGAUGAAAUAGAUAAAUAUAAGCUCCUACAGCUACAAGCCCAGCAGCAUAUGCAGAAACAGCUCCUAUCAAAGCAUCUUCGAGUUUUGCCUGCUGCAGGGCCCACUGCUUUUUCUUCGGCCUCCACUGUACAGACAGUUCCAGGUCACCAGCAGGCUUCUAUAACCACCAUCCACCACACAUUCCUGCAGCAUAUUGUUUCUGCUUCCAUAAAUGCCCAUAGCAAUCAUCUUCCUAUAGCUCAUCUACAUCCUCUUUCCCAGCCACGUUUUAAUCCAUUCACAUUUUCACCUUUGACCCCAACCAUCAUCCCUGCACACCCCACUUUCUUAGCAGGUCAUCCCCUGCAUUUAGUCACCACUGCUCCCUUCCACCCAUCUCACAUAACAUUUCAGCCCUUGCCCCCUGCAGCAUUUAUCCCCACCUUGUUUGGCCCUCACUUCAACCCAGCUACAACUUCUAUCAUCCACUUGAAUCCUCUAAUUCAACCAGUGUUUCAAGGUCAAGAUCUUUGCCAUCAUUCUUGCUCCAGUCAGAUGCAACCAUUAAAUGGAGUGAAAGAGGCCUUAAAUGUGUCAGCUCGCUUGAACUAAAAGCCCUUCUUCUGGAUAAAUAAAACAAAUUGUCAGUACCUACAAAGUGAUGUAUUUAAAGUGGUCUGAUUAUUAUUAUAUUUAAAAGAGUGGUACCCCAAUGCAAAAUGUGACCAAUAUAGAAAUGUAAACUGAAUUGCCAAUAUUGUAAUAGAAGCAUUUUAAGAAUCUCUUAAUUUGCUAAAAUUAAUUAGACAAAUUUAAAGUAAUUUGACGGAGAAGGCAAUGGUACUCUUGCCUGGAGAAUCCCAGGGACAGAGGAGCCUGGUGGGCUGCUGUCUAUGGAGUCGCACAGAGUCGGACACGACUGAAGCGACUUAGCAGCAGCAGCAAAGUAAUUUGAUAGAAAGGCAGAGGAGUAUUUUUGGAUGAGUUCUCAUGUAAUGUAAAAAACCAAAAAAUUUAGGCAUAUUAAUAUUAAAAAAAUUAAAUGGAACAUAAUACUCUAUCUUCUAGGUGUUCAUGGAACGAGUGAGUGAAUGAAUGAAUGAAUGCACAUUUGUUUUUAUUCAUCAGGUAAUAAUAGAAGGUCAGUGAAACAAACUAAUUAUGUGGUAAAAAUAGUUCCUAUGGUUCACUAUUUACUAAGCUUUCAAUCAAUGUAAUCUGUUUCAACCAAUAUAAACCAUAUUUUCAUAAGAAAUGAGAGAUGGCAAGAAAUUUUCUAACUAAUUCAGAUUAAAAAUUACUCUUCAAUGCAAAACAAUCUUAUCCACAUUGUAUGGCUGAGUUUAUGUGGAAAAGUGAGUUAUCUUCAUUUCACACACUUCUAUGUUAAGAGAAUUUUGUAAUUGUAAGAAUCACCAAUAUCUAAAGUUAAGAAUAUUUAAUUUUUGUAUAAGAAAACACAUAUUUGCAAUCUUUAGUAUUUGAUUAUGCAAAAUAAAACUAAAAUAUACUAUGAAUAAUAUUUUAAUACAUUGGUCAAACUUUCAAAUAUUAUUGGGAUUAAAAUAUUAAGUUUUCUUUAUUCUCAGAAAUCUGUGUUCAGCCAACAUAUGUAUAUCAAUUACAUACAGAGGUAAAGGUUUAACAAUGUCAAAAGUUUUACCUGAUAUUUAUUGAGAAAACUUUAAAGUAUUUGGUGUGUUUUGUUCAAUUUUAUUAGAAACUAAUAAAAUACAGUGAAUUAUGAAUAAAAUCACCAUUCCUGUAAUUUUGCAAACAAUUUUAAACAUUCAUUCAAAAUACUUUCUGAUCCACAGAAUUUACAUUUCUUGCAUCUAUAUUUCUGACUGGCCCUUCAGUUCAUUGUUUUAUAUUCUUAAAAGCAUAGAAAACUUGUGUGACUACAUAGCUCCCACAAGCACAGGUUUCAGAGCAAUUCAAAUUAAACAAAACUGGAGGUAAUCGGCCAUCACCACUGUGUGUAUGAUGAUGCAAAUUCCUCUAUCACUAAAACAUGAGAAUGAUGGCUUACUCAGCCUUGGCUUCACGGGUAAGAGAGCUGUCCUUACAGAAACUCUCCUGUGUAUCAAGAGAGUCAGGCUGAGCACUAGACCCUCAUUAUCUCAUUUAAUCUUCAUAAAUGUAUCUUGAGAUCAAUAUUAUCAUUCCUCUGUACAGAUGAGGAAAAAUGAAGUUGAAGGAUUAAGUCCUUAACACUUGCUAACAAUAAUUGAUGCUGGUAAGGGAGAGAUAGAGAAUAAAUUGAAUAAAAAAUUUUAGUAUAAAGAAGUGACAUAGUUUCCUAGAUACCACCAGAAACUUGUGGGAUGGAAGUUUUGACUGGAGUAUGGCAGUGAAAAAUCUUAUUUUAUCUAAAAGAAACAGAAAAAAUGGAAAAAAAAUCAUCAAAUAGCAAAAAAUUCUAUACUUGUGUGGAACUCCAUAAAAGUUAUUAUGAAAGACCUUUGAUAAACAUAAAUGAUUUUUAAAAAAAUAGAUGACAAAUGACCCAACACAUAAAAAGAAAACUAAAGUGAAUGACUGUUUCCUAAAACAUUAUGAAGCUGACAUAGAGCCAAGACAGAAUAAUUACAGGAACUCAUCAGGAGACUUAUCAUGAAAAAGACAGCACCUGAUUAAUAUUUAUAAUUGUCUUGGUGACAAUUUAAUAUCUCAAAAGGUUAAAACAGGGAACUUCUACUUGGGCACUUAAUUUUGACUAACAAGGGUAGACUGAUAAGAAUUGAUGGCAUGGAAAUGACUAUCUUAUACUAUCAAUGAUGAAAAUAUUCAUUGGAUAUACUUACUCUCUUGGAUGGUGAGAAGACAGACUUUGCAAUCUAAAUAAAAGAUAACUUGUACUCUGGGUAGGAAAUUAUAAAAGUUGUAGCAUACAUGAGCAAAUCUACCAUUACAAAAGAUUUCAAUGAGAAGAAAAAUGUAGUCCUUUAAACAUCCCAGUAUAAACAGAAUAAGAAAAACAUUCAGAGUAACAGAAAAAUUCUUGUACAUUCAUAAACAGUAAGACAAUAGCCAUAAAUCAAAAAUGAACAGAGAGACCAAGUUAAAACCACUUAGGUAACCCAAAUAUUAGGAAAAUCAAAACAAAUUGCUUUUUUAAUUUUGAUGAAUGAAGAGAUGAUCUAAUAAUAAUAAUGUCACUUUAAUCUGAUUUUGUUUUGCUUUCCUUAUUAGGAGAAACGUUAUUUAAAGUGGAAAUUGUAGAGCCAACAUGGAGAGGAAGUUUGGGUCAUACAGAGAAAAUUAUUUCCUGGCCACUUAAAAUGACUUUGAAUCUUCACAUUUAGGAGAAUUUUAAAGAAAAUAUUAAAAUUACCUAAAGAAAGUCUCAUAAUUACAAUUG
Molecule: messenger RNA, 7174 nt
Organism: Bubalus bubalis (water buffalo)
Lineage: Eukaryota; Metazoa; Chordata; Mammalia; Artiodactyla; Bovidae
Gene: ZNF804B
Product: zinc finger protein 804B
Exons: 5
Coding region: 862-4422 (1186 amino acids)
Cellular component (GO): nucleus
Source: RefSeq, a predicted model, not a curated record